This is a messenger RNA of Trichogramma pretiosum, 625 nucleotides long. RefSeq names its product complex III assembly factor LYRM7. The record is from RefSeq and is a predicted model, not a curated record. The coding region runs from base 130 to 498 and encodes 122 amino acids. Gene Ontology annotation, biological process: mitochondrial respiratory chain complex III assembly. The transcript has 5 exons. Lineage: Eukaryota; Metazoa; Arthropoda; Insecta; Hymenoptera; Trichogrammatidae.
UAUAUUAUGAAAGCUCGACUUCGAGAGAAAAUUACUGUCUGCUAGCAUCAAUCCAUUGUUGCAGCUAUCAUCUGAGUUGACGUUUCGUUGCAGUUUUUGCGAGGAGUGUUUACUUAUACAGCGAGUGACAUGACUGGACCAUUGCGACAAGAGGCACUCAGAGUGUUCAAACAAUUGCACAAGACAAGGCUGAGUGUCUUUCAAGGGGAUGAGUAUGCCUUAAAUUUUAUGAGGAACAAAAUAAAUGAGGAAUACAGAAAAAAUAAGAAUGUCACUGAUGAAGGAGCAAUACAGGAGCUGUUAAAAUUUGCCAAAGAGGUUGACAAGGAAGUCAGAACAACUGUUGUGCAAGCCGUUGAAAAGAAACCUGGAGUUUUUGAGGUAAAAAUCUCACCUGACACUGCAUUACACGAUAAUGUGCCUUUUGGUCAAACAGUGGAUAAAAAGCAAUUCAGAGGAUGGCAAAAGUGUUGCUCAGAGCCAACGACAAAGAAGUAGGUUCACAAAGAGCAGAGCCACCAAUGUUGUGUAAUAUAUGUAAAUUAUUGCAAGACUAAGUGCAUCAUUUAGUCAACGAUCUAUCCAUACAUAGAUUACUAGAUAAUUAUAAUCGUUAUAUAAGGAA